Messenger RNA from Diaporthe batatas, 2088 nucleotides. RefSeq lists its product as uncharacterized. The record is from RefSeq and is a predicted model, not a curated record. Gene Ontology annotation, molecular function: oxidoreductase activity; FAD binding. The transcript is spliced from 7 exons. NCBI's taxonomy places the organism in Eukaryota, Fungi, Ascomycota, Sordariomycetes, Diaporthales, Diaporthaceae. The coding region runs from base 1 to 2088 and encodes 695 amino acids.
AUGCCUCGAUUUACAAUUUUCAUCGCAGCCCAGCUCGCGGCGGCUGCUGCUGUUACGCAGGGCACGAGCCCUGCUCCGUCAGACCCAGCAGCACCAUUCCCAGCCGUGGAGAUCGUGAAGGAUGCCGCCGCCGCAUCCGGGGUGGGCUACUUCCCCUACGAAAAGUCCCAGCUCACACCAGGGGUCCUCAGCAGCGUGGCGUCGUACCUGGGGACGCACAACGGCAGCGGCAGCGGCAGCGGCGCCGACGCCGCCAUGUUCGAUUUCGCCAGCGCCAGCGACGCGCCGCCGGAGGGGGGGUGGUCGCAGAGAGGCUGCAAGGCGUACCCGGGGACCGCCGCGUGGCCGUCGGACCCCGCCUGGCGGCUGUUUGGCCUCGUGCUGGGCGGCGGCUCGCUCAUCGAGGGCGUCCCGGCCGCGGCGGUCUGCUACCCGGACUGGCCGCGGUAUUACGACGAGGCAAGGUGCGCCGAGCUGGGUGUCUCGUGGACGGACCCGGCCUGGCGCGCCGCGCAGCCCACCGAGGUCGACUGGCCCGUCUUCGAGGGCAUGUCGUGCCUCCCGCCCGGGCUGGGCGCCUUGCUCUCGCGGCCCAACUCCACGUGCGAGCUCGGGGGCAUGCCGGCUUUUGUCGUGAACGUGACGAACGGUACGCAUCCUGCCCAUUUUCUUUUCGCCUUUCAGCUAGCCAGCCAUUCCUCGUACUUACAUGACAUAGUCGCCCAGAUCCAGCUCGCGGUGAACUUUGCCCGCAACCUCAACGUCCGGCUCAACAUCAAGAACUCGGGCCACGACUUCAACGCCAAGAGCACGGGCGGCGGGUCGCUCUCGGUGUGGACCCACCACCUGCAGGACAUUGAGUUCCUGGGCUCUGGGUACCGGUCCUCGUCCGGGGCCGGGGGCCCGGCGUUCAAGGUCGGGGCUGGCAUCACGACGAGGCAGAUCUAUGACGCCGCGCACGAGCAGGGCUUGAUGGUCGUGGGUGGGAUUGCACGCACUAUUGGACUUGCUGGUGGGUAUACCGCCGGUGGUGGGAACGGGCCCUUGAUCAACAAGUACGGCGUGGCGGCCGACCAGGUGCUCUCGAUGGAGGUUGUUCUCCCGGACGGGUCAUUUGUGUCAGCGGACGAGAAGACUAAUCCCGAGUUAUUCUUCGCUAUGCGUGGUGGAGGCGGGAGUACAUGGGGCAUAGUUACGAGCCUCGUUAUCCGGGCCUACGAGGACACGACCAUCUCCACACUGACCUACUCCUUUGGAUCGGCUGACGAGGACACGUUCUGGGCCGGAGUCGAUGCUCUGUGGCAGCAGUUCACGGCCUGGCCUGAAGCCGGCAUCUGGAGCUACUUCAGCAUGGCGUGCGUGGACGCGGUCAACUGCACACUCUCGAUGGCGCCCCAGGUCGCCCCGGGACUGACGAGAUCAGAGCUCGAGGGCCACAACGCAGCCCUCUUCGCGAACCUCUCGGCGCUGGGCAUCGCGGCGGACGACGUCUCGUACAGCGAGCACACGGGGUUCAUGGAGAUGUUCGACGCGGCCUUCCCCGACACGGCAAACACGGCAGGCUACUGGUACUUCCACACGACGUCGCGGUUCUUCCCCGAGCGGAACUGGCAAGGGCCGCAGGCGUUCGCGGCGCAGUCGGCCGCCGUGCGCAACACCACACAGGGCCGCGGCAGCUUCACGGGGUACAACUCGCGGCCGGCGGUCAACGGGGGCGUCAGCCAGGACAACGCGGUCAACCCGGCGUGGCGGGAGGCGCUGGUGUUCGGCAUGGGCAACGUGGUGUACGGGCCCGGCGACACGGCGGAGGAGAUGGCGGCGGCCAACAGGGAGAUGGUGGACGCGUUUGCCGGGUGGCGGGCCGUGAGCGACGGCACGUACCUCAACGAGGCCGACAUCAACGAGCCCGGGUGGCAGGGGUCGUUCUACGGCGCCAACUACGGCCGCCUCUACGAGCUGAAGCGCGAGGUUGACCCGUGGGGGGUGUUUUAUGCCACCGGCGCGGUGGGCUCCGAGGACUGGUUCGUGACGGGCCAGCUCGACUAUUUUCCCACCGCUGACGGGCGCCUGUGCCCUGUUGGGUCGUGA